GCGGUUCCCCAUCCCUAGCACAUCACUUCCCUCCCUGGCUGCAGGGGAAGCUGCAGCUGCCCCCCAGCUCCGCACGGCUGCCGAGCUCCAGGCCCCAUGGAGCUGCUCCAGCGGCACCUGCCCGGGCUGCACCGCGUCCUGUGGAGGGCACUGGAUUAUGUCUCCACCUUCUCCACCUACCUCUUCGGGGACCAGGCGCACCCGGGUGCAGAGGAUCAUAGGAAAAGCAGGGAGAUGGACUCCCCUGACCACCCCAAGGGGGUGCCAACAGACAGCUAUGGGGAAGGAGAGCCAGAGCAUCAUGGGGAGGAGGCGCUGGGGGGGCAGCUUGAGGACGCUGGACCCUCGGCCCCACAGGUGCCCCCAGAUAUCCAAGACCCCACCCCCCAGGAGGGCCACAUGGUGCUGAGGGGGUCCGGAGCCCACCUGGGGUCUGUGUCAGACCAGGACAUCCCCCACCCCCUCUGGUCAUGGCCAGGGGCUAUGAGCCUGGAGCCUAGAUCUGGGGAGCUGACAGCCCCGGGGGGAAGGGCACCGCCCCCCAGCCCCUCCCUCAGUCGGGAGCCCAGCCCCCCAGCCAGCGAGGAGGGGUGGGGAAGGGGGCACAGCAUCUGGCAGGGGGGCCCGACGAAGGAUGGGGAGGGGCCCGAGGAGGAGUGGGGGCUCCAGGGGACCGGCCGCAUCUGGCUGGAGGAGCAGGUGGAGCCUAGGGGGAACCCCUGUCUACAGACUGAGAAGGAGGGAGGAACUUGGGGGGCCAGCCCCAUGCAAGAGGGAGGCCUUUGGGGGAGUGACACUCAAUGGGGCCCCGGGGCCAGCAGCCUUUGGCUGGAGGAGCAGGGCCGGGAGGGGGUGCCCAGGGGGAGCAGCCCCCAGCUAGGGACCCAGGGAGAAGGGGAAGAGGGGGAGUCCAGGGGGGGGGAGGGGAGUCUGAGGGGGGUCAGUAGUUGCUAUGGGGACGCCGGGGAGGGCUCAGAGGACCACCCCCUGCUCUGCCCUGUCCCCCAGCCCGACCUCCCAGAUGCCGCCCAGAGCCCCCUGCCAGAGCCAGGAGAGGUCUCCCCCCUGGACGCGAGUGCCCAAUGGAGCCGGGUGCUCCUGCGGAGGAAGGGGUCGGUGCGCAGGGCACCCAGCCUCCGGGCCCAGAGACCCCCCGGGGGGGCCCCGCCUGAGACCCUGCCCCAGCGCCCCCAGGAGCCAGGCACCACAGAGGGCUUCCUGCCCCCCAUGUCCCACCAGCCACAGACCCCAAGGAGGCAGCUCCCAGGGCAGGCUGGCUUUGGCCUUGCCCACCCCAACAUGAUGGCAGAGCUGAAGUUUCGUCUGCACAGACCCCCACCCCAGUGACGCUGACACUGCCCCACCCCCGUCAGCCGAGGACCCUGGGGUAGGCGGGGGCUCGUGCCAUUUCCUGGGCAGGAAGAGAGGAUGCCGGACAGACUGCAGCCAGGACAGACAGCCCCCUCCCUCUCCCCGCAGCCUGGGAUAGGAACCAGGCGUCCAGGCCACCACCCCCACCCGCAUUGGUGUGUCUGGGAAACCUGGAAUAAAGAAAAGGCGUGUGAAAGGAGUGUGGGGCAAAGAACCGUGGGGGUGAGGGUAGGGCCGCAGCAGUUACUGUGGGGCCUGCCAAAUUCAUAUAGGCUGAAGGGGAGGGAGGUUCUGGGAAAGAAGAUGCUCCUGGCAGCCCAUGAGUUCCUGUAGGACCUACCAAAAUAGCACCUAGUGGGUUCUGUUUAUAUAUCAGUCAGCACCAGGUUCCCAGAAACCCCCAGGGUGAAGGGGAAUGAGGAGGGGCUGAAUCAACUAGAAACAGGGAACGGAAAAGAGAAACCAGAAUCGAGAGGUGAUUGGGGAGGGGGGGGAAAAGAACCCAGGAGCCCAGGCUUCUGCCCUCCCCCACUCCAACCACCAGACCCCACUCCCCUCCCAGAGCUGGGAGAGAACCCAGGCGUCCUGGCUGUGUGAAAACGACCAGACCUCUAACAUUAGUCACUUUAUUAUAAAAAAUAAAUAAAAGUCACAUUUCUUGGUAAUAAAUAGCAAAAAAAUAAAUA
Messenger RNA from Dermochelys coriacea (leatherback sea turtle), 2057 nucleotides. RefSeq names its product apolipoprotein B receptor (gene APOBR). NCBI's taxonomy places the organism in Eukaryota, Metazoa, Chordata, Testudines, Dermochelyidae. The record is from RefSeq and is a predicted model, not a curated record. Gene Ontology annotation, molecular function: lipoprotein particle receptor activity. The transcript is spliced from 8 exons. Gene Ontology annotation, biological process: lipid transport. The coding region runs from base 97 to 1347 and encodes 416 amino acids.